This is a messenger RNA of Wasmannia auropunctata (little fire ant), 2522 nucleotides long. Its product is annotated as transformer-2 protein homolog beta. The transcript has 5 exons. The coding region runs from base 158 to 994 and encodes 278 amino acids. Gene Ontology annotation, cellular component: spliceosomal complex. Gene Ontology annotation, biological process: positive regulation of mRNA splicing, via spliceosome. NCBI's taxonomy places the organism in Eukaryota, Metazoa, Arthropoda, Insecta, Hymenoptera, Formicidae. Gene Ontology annotation, molecular function: RNA binding. The record is from RefSeq and is a predicted model, not a curated record.
GUUUCCUGCCCGACGAGGAGGCCAGGCAGGCUGGCUUUGCGCCAUCACGCCAUAUUAUCGUCGUCUCUCUACGAGAGCACGCGUCCACGACGAGCGCGUGGCGAGGCAUUUUGUUCUUUGUCCGGCACAGAUCCCAACUGGUCGAAGGGCAUCGACGAUGAGCGAUAUCGAGAGAAGUGGCAGUCGCAGUGCAAGCCCCCGCCGACCACGCACCGCAGACGGCGGCCUAAGAGACUCGCGGUCGCACUCCAGAUCGCGCAAGUCGCGCGAGCGGAAGGAUUCGCACAGAGAGGUCAAAUAUUCGAGAUCGCGCAGCCGUUCCGCGUCACGUGGACGGAAGUCGUAUCGCGGCAACAAGUACACCAGUGGCGUCGGCCACCGCAGCAGUCGUAGCCGGAGUCGCUCGCCGUACCGCGGCGGCCGUUACUCUCGCAGCAGAUCCCGCUCGUACUCCCGAUCGCGUUACUCCCGUGACCGUCACGUGUACCGGUCGCACUCGCGCAGCCCAAUGUCAUCCAGGCGACGGCACAUCGGUAAUCGGGACAAUCCUUGCCCCUCCCGUUGCCUCGGGGUCUUCGGACUCUCAAUUUUCACGACUGAACAGCAAAUUCAACAUAUAUUCUCCAAGUACGGCCCGGUAGAACGAGUGCAGGUCGUUAUCGAUGCAAAGACUGGACGUUCCAGAGGAUUCUGCUUUGUAUAUUUUGAAUCAUCCGAGGACGCUAAAGUGGCUAAAGAGCAAUGCACCGGCAUGGAAAUCGACGGGAGACGAAUUCGAGUAGAUUUCUCCAUCACUCAGCGUGCUCACACUCCUACCCCGGGAAUAUACAUGGGAAAACCUACGCAUCUGCACGACAGAAGCUGGGAUGCGCCGAGGCGUAGAGAGGUCAGCUACAGAGGAAGUUACCGUCGAUCGCCCAGCCCAUACUACAGCCGCCGACGUUCGCGUUACGAUCGUUCUAGAUCGCGCUCCUACUCGCCACGUCGAUAUUAAGUCAGUGAAGUGAUGCGUGGCCACAGGUCCUUUCAGCCGAUGACUUUGACCCAAAUAUUUCUUCAACGGGUCAAAAUUAUGAAAUUAACGAAAUCACAUUAUAUUACUAUUCUUACCUUACCUAAUUCUGCAUUGUAUGCGAUACAGUCUCGCGUUUAAAUUACAAUAUCGUAAUAAAAUAUCGCUAAUGCUAUUGAAAAAGGAAAAACGUGCAAAAUGCAGUUGAGUAUAGCAUACUGUUUGCACGAAAAUCAGUAAGGUUAGAAUAGAAAACCUUAUUUUCAUAAGUUUAUAUCGCCUCUUAUUAGUAUUAUGAAGAUAAGGUUUCAAUUGUGUAAAAAUACAAGGCUAUAAUGUGAAAGCUGGAAUAUAAUUGAGCGAUAUUUGCGCAGUUUGUAGCUUACAGUUGUAUUCCAGCCGUUGGAUAGAAUCUUUAAAAAAAUGUGGAAAUAUAUCUCUUAAAACAAAAAGAAAAGAAAUAAAAUAAACCUAAAUAAAGAAAGCAAGGAAAUGAAACACACACACAAAAAAAAAAAGAAAAAUAAUAACAAGCUUCGAGUAGAAGUAAGUUCUCUAACCUGUUUGUUUGUUUAUAAGGUUUUGAAUCAAGAGGUAUUGGAUGAUAGAGGGAAGUUUGAAGUUUCACUCUGAAAAAAUGAGUUUUGAAAAGUCGAAGACAAGAUAUUUGAAGAACACGUUUAUCUUGCUCGCAUUGUCAAGAGUCAGAAGGUUUUCUCGGUUGCUUGUGACAAAGAAUAUGAUCUGCAAUUCAUUUCCGGCUGAGAAGCCUCAAGCCUAGAAGAAAACGUCAAGUAAUGCAAGCCCGAAGAAUGUCGAUCGAGAGUUGUUCGUCAGACCCCCGACCGGGACGGAGUCAUUUGGUUGGGGGUUGAAAAAACAGGGCCGAACGUGUUUACGUGAAAAUAUUGAAGAAGUUCAUCGAAAAUCUUUUGUAGAAUAGGGACGAGCGUAAGGUGCUCCCAGACCUUUAUACCGAUCAUAUUCUUUAUCAGUUGGUUUGGUUGCCACACGCCAUUUUAUUCGCUCUAAAAGAAAGAACUGCAUAUACAUAUAAAUAUGCUUAUAUUCAGAAACCUCUAUAACAUGCAUACGUGAAAAUAAAGAUAAAAGUUCGUAUGUCUCCUUUAUCCUCUCCCUCCACCAUCCUGAGACCUCCGUUUCCUUCGAGAAGAAAAAAUUCGUUCUGUUAUGAAUUUUACCUACCUAGUACUAAUAGAGCUCUUUAUCGUAGCAUUUUGUUAAUAAAUGUUGUUUCUACCACGAUCAACUUUGGUCCCUCUCUUUUUUUGCAGUCUUUUUUUUACAUUGUGGAGUUCGGUGCGAAGUCGCUUUUUAUACUUUAGGAUAAAAAUGAUUGUACGAAUCGAUUGAUCCUUUUCACCUCGCGCGUUAUUAAUUGCCUUUACAAACCUCUAGGUCUUAAUCUUGUAGAAGUAAGUAUUGGAAGUCCAUUUGUCGGGACUUUGUCUGAAAUUUAAUGCCAAUAAAGUUAGCUUCCAGCAAAAAA